Molecule: messenger RNA, 526 nt
Organism: Lycium ferocissimum
Lineage: Eukaryota; Viridiplantae; Streptophyta; Magnoliopsida; Solanales; Solanaceae
Exons: 1
Coding region: 51-395 (114 amino acids)
Source: RefSeq, a predicted model, not a curated record
UCUUGAUUUUCAAGUGGGGUUUUUCUUCUUUCUUAACAAAAAACCACCAUAUGGGAGAUUACAGAUCAAAAUCUUAUGCUGAUGGUGGGAUGCAAAUUGAGAAAUAUUAUGAACCCCAAUUUAGUUCUAAUGAUUUGAGGUCUUACAGUGUUUCUUCAUAUGCAUCUACUGUUGGUGCACCACCUCUCCCACCUCCAACUCAGUUGAAGAAAGGGAAGAGUACUAGUGGCUCAACUUCAAAGUCUUGGAGUUUCAAUGAUCCUGAGUUUCAAAGGAAGAGGAGAGUUGCUAGUUAUAAAGUUUACUCUGUUGAAGGCAAGGUUAAAGGUUCUUUGAGGAGGAGUUUCAGAUGGUUUAAAGACAAGUAUACACAGGUUCUCUAUGGAUGGAGGUGAUUGUGAUUUAUCAAGGUUGUUCAAUUUUUUUUUUAACUUGUUUUUGUGCUUUUUAUAGUUGUUUUGAUUGAUCAAAAUGGUAUAUUUUAUAGACGUGGAUUUUCUUGUUGUGAAUGAAUUUCCUUUUCUUA